This is a messenger RNA of Rosa chinensis, 2405 nucleotides long. RefSeq names its product myosin-9. The transcript is spliced from 5 exons. NCBI's taxonomy places the organism in Eukaryota, Viridiplantae, Streptophyta, Magnoliopsida, Rosales, Rosaceae. Bases 1 to 2079 code for a protein of 692 amino acids. The record is from RefSeq and is a predicted model, not a curated record.
AUGGCGAGUAGUGGUGGUGGCGGCGACGAAGACGCCGAUGCGGUGCUCAGCGACGUAGAGGGCGACGAUCCGGUGCCGAUCGUGAUUAAGAAUUCGUCGCCGGAACAAAUCUCCGCCGACCGGUUCCGCGAGCUGCUCGCCGAGCUAGAUCGCGAGCGGCAGGCGCGGGAGGCGGUGGAGAAUUCGAAAUCGGACCUGCAAGUCCAGUUCGGGAGAUUAAAGGCUCUGGCGCACGAGGCGAUUAGGAAGCGAGACGAGUGGGGGAGGCAGAGAGACGAGGCCUUGCGUGAGAAGGAAGAACUGUCCAGAACGAACGAGAAGGUCUCGGCGGAAUUGGCAGAAGCUAAUAGAGCUAGAGACGAGGCUUUGCAGCAGAAGGAUGAGAUUGCGAAGCAGUUAGACGACGUCGUUAGGGAGAAGGAUGGAAUGAGGGCUGAGAUUGGGAAUUCCACGCAUAUGCUCAUGUCUGGGAUUGAUAAGAUUUCAGGUAAAGUUAGUAAUUUCAAGAAUUUCGCGGCGGGGGGAUUGCCGAGGUCGAAUAAGUACACCACCGGAUUGCCGGCGGUGGCUUACGGGGUUAUAAAGAGGACGAAUGAGAUUGUGGAAGAGCUUGUUAGACAGACUGAGGCCACUGCCAAGUCUAGGAACGAAACUAGGGAGCAGAUGGAUCAGAGGAACUAUGAGAUUGCCAUUGAGAUUUCGCAGCUGGAGGCCACCAUUGGUGGUUUGAGAGAAGAGGUUGCGAAGAAGACGUCUGUGGUUGAGAGUUUGGAGAAAAGUGUUGCAGAGAGGAGUGGGAAAAUGUCGGAGAUUGAGAGGGAGAUGGAGGAUAAGUUGAGAAGGGCGGAGAGUGAGGCUUCCGAGUUGAGGCAGUUAGCUAGAGAGUAUGAUGAUAAGUUGACGAAUUUGGACUCGAAAAUGGAAGAGCAGAGGCCUUUGCUCGUUGAUCAGUUGAAUUUGGUGUCGAAAAUUCAUGACCGGCUAUAUCAUGUUAUGAAAGUAGUUGAUGCCAACAAUUUGGAUCAGUCAGAUUAUUCGGAAUCCCUAUUUCUCCCUCAAGAAACAGACAUGGAGGAGAACCUGCGUGCAUCUUUGGCUGGGAUGGAAUCUAUUUAUGAAUUAACGAGGAUUGUUAUGGAAAAAGCAAGGGAUUUGGUUGAGGAGAAGAAUCAUGAAAUCAAGAGUUUGGAUGAAACAGCGUCUCGGUUAGUUAAAGAAAAGGAACAAAUUGGAUCCUUACUUAGGAGCGCUUUGUCAAAUAGGAUGACAUCAAAUCCAUCUUCUAAGACAAGGGAAUUGUUUCAAGUUGCAGAGAAUGGUUUGAGGGAGGCUGGGAUAGAUUUUAAAUUUAAUACGCAUAUGGGGGAUCGGAAAGUGGAUGCACUUGAGGCCGAGGAGGAUGAAGUAUACACAUUAGCUGGUGCUUUGGAGAAUAUUGUUAAGGCAUCUCAGCUGGAGAUUAUAGAGCUGCAGCAUUCUGUGGAAGAACUAAGGGCAGAGCUGAGUUUACUUAAACAGCAUGUAGAGGCCCAAGCUAAGGAGCUCGACCAUAGAAUGCAUAAAAUUGAGGAACUUGAAGAGAAGGAGAGACUAGCGAAUGAAAGUAUUGAAGGGCUAAUGAUGGACAUUGCUGCUGCUGAAGAAGAAAUUACAAGAUGGAAAGUCGCAGCAGAGCAAGAAGCUGCUGCAGGCACAGGUGUAGAACAAGAGUUUGUGGCACAGUUAUUGGCACUUAAGCAGGAACUUGAAGAGGCAAAGCAGGCAAUUGUGGAGUCAGAGAAGAAGCUCAAGUUCAAAGAAGAGACAGCAGAUGCUGCCAUGGCAGCUAGAGAUGCUGCGGAGAAAUCCUUAAGAUUGGCAGACUCGAGGGCAUCCAGGCUCCGAGAUAGAGUAGAGGAGCUUACCCGUCAACUUGAAGAAUUUGAAAAUCGAGAGGACUUAAGGAGAGGCCUGGGUGGACCUAGAUAUAUAUGUUGGCCCUGGCAGUGGCUUGGGCUGGACUUUGUAGGGUUCAGUCGCUCUGAUACAGAACAGCAGAGUAGUUCAAAUGAAAUGGAGCUUGCUGAACCUCUUUUAUGAGUAACACUCUUUAUAGUUUUUAUUUUGUGUAUUUACUGUGAACUUUCAAAAUUAGAACAGUAAAGAAAAUGCUAGUUUCUAACAGAUUUACUUGUCAAGGUUCCCCACUGCAGUGAUAAACGUUGUAAUCGAUUGAUUUUGCGUGGUGGGUACUUCCAGCCGAAGUGAAUCUUUCAUAUUGAUGCCUUCAGGCUUCAGGGGAGUUUCCGCUAAUCUUGUUACUGUAAUGUAGUUUUUGUUUUCUUUUUAAAUUUAAUUUAGUAUUACUGUUCAUAUUCAGUUUUACGAAAGGCUUGAGAAAAGUUUGAAUGGAAGGUGGUUGAAAA